This is a messenger RNA of Australozyma saopauloensis, 1548 nucleotides long. RefSeq lists its product as uncharacterized. NCBI's taxonomy places the organism in Eukaryota, Fungi, Ascomycota, Pichiomycetes, Serinales, Metschnikowiaceae. Bases 1 to 1548 code for a protein of 515 amino acids. The transcript has a single exon. The record is from RefSeq and is a predicted model, not a curated record.
AUGAGAUUCUCUGCCAUCCUUCUCCUUGCAGAAGCAGUUAGCGCUGUCGUCAUUAAUUCCAACACCAUUGUGUCUGCCGAUUAUCCCACAGCAGAUAUUACGGUAAAUCUGGGUGUAUUCUAUACUAUCAUCAAUCCAGUUGGUCAAUUUACUGGAUCAUUGAACAUCGCAGGAGAGCUCUUUUUCGUGGCCGCGGGACUGACAUACGCUGGUCAGGGCUUCUUGUUCCAGCUUGGAUCUUUAUCGAACACAGGUACCACUGUUUUCAACAACCUUGCAAACUCGAAGCCGAUUGCUAUUGCUGUCAAUUCUGCCCUGUUUCUGAACUCUGGAUUCAUGUUUAUGGUCGCCGACACUUCCGCUCCAGGAACUCAUGCCUACUCGAUCGGAUCAACUGGAAAUUGGCAAAAUUCCGGAACAAUUGUUGUCUCGGGUUCAUCCACUGUUGUGCAGUCAACUUUUGUUGUCGCAGCUUCACCUUUCGCAGAAAACUCUGGAGCGAUCUGUUUAAAUAACGCAGUCUUCUACCCAGGACUGGUGAACGUGAAUGGCGGUGGCUGCAUCAAUGUAGGAGCUGGGGGACAGCUCAACAUUGACGAUGGAAGUUUGUUCACUCAAACCAUCUACAUGUCUGACAGAACCUCUGUUGUUUCAAUUACUCCAACUUCCAACGCAUGCAAGUUCUCUAUUGGAGGCUUUACCGGGACCAACUCCAUUUAUAUUCAGGGAAACAACCCAGUAGUUUUUGUUCAGCCUUAUAACUUCGCCACAGUCUUGACUGUAUCUACCAGUUCUCUUUCUUGUACUUUCUCGCUUCUUGGAGUAUAUCAAGGUCCAUUUACUAUUCGAGGCAGUAGCCUAAUUUUUUGGGGGAUUCCCCCCUCAUUUACCGUCCCAUCGACUUGCUCAUGUCCUAGUUCCAUUCCUUUAUCUCCAAAUGUUGUAGUAACCACGACCGUGUUCUGGACGGGAUCAGUAACAGAAACUGCAACCAGUACCGGGGCUACUCUUGCAACAGAUUUUGUUAAUGUUCAAGUUCCCGUGCCUACCACCACUGUUUCCACCACAGUAUUUAAUAUUACAGGGGCUAUCACAACCACCAUCACAGGGCUUACACAAAACACUGUGCUUGUUGAAGAACCUAGUCCUACUACCACCAUCACUACAACUGUGACAUCUCUCACUGCCACUACCACUACUACAGUUGCCGGUCCUUCUACAGUGACGGUCGUGGUUGAAGUUCCGAUCCCUGUAAGUACAGUCACAUCCACGACAGGUACUUCGAGUGCAACUACAACUUCUAGUGGCGGGGCAUCUAACACAGGUGUCAGUUCUGUGAUUACAUCAUCAGGGUCAAACACUGGCGGAAAUAUUGGCUCGUCUGGUUCUGUUUCUAGUUCGACUUCUAGUUCGACUUCGACUUCUACUUCUACUUCAAAUUCUAAUUCUAGCUUUAGCACUGUUAGUUCCACUUCUUCUCGGAAAUCUGGGGCCGACAAAUCCACAGCUUCUUUAGUUAUGCUUCUCCUCCUGCUACUCGGGAUCUAA